ACUAGUUUGUAUAAAUCACUUAAUCAGGAAAUACCAUCACGAUUGACGGCGAUGAAUGAAUCAUAAAAUUAAACAAAUACUCAGAAUGUCAUAGGUUAAAAUUCGCCAGACGUUGAUAUAUUAAGCAUGUUAAACAUGGCGGCGUCAGGCGAUGAAGUUCCGGAUAAUUUUUGUUUGCCAAAACAAUACGACAGUGUGCAUUUGCAGUAUCUAGGACCAACUGUCAGGAGAAAGAUUUCUCUGUAUCUCAAUUUAGAAGGCCAGUUUAAUGAACACGCGGAAAUGAUCAAUAAUUUUCUAGGUUUAGCAGAGCUGGUCGGAUUUUCAUACCUGGAAAUAAGUAACUUCGAACGUCAGAAGAGUCCCACAGAACAGCUUCUGCAAGACUGGACAACAAUGUCAGAUCUCCAGCCCACUGUUGGGAGGUUGUGGGAAUGUCUCAAGAAACUCGAACGGUUUGAUGUGCUCACAGAUACAUGGCAUUUAAUCAGAAGAGAUUGUGAAAAAUGUUUGGAGAUCAAAUCACGGUUGCCAUCAAAACCCAUUCAGUCAAGUGUUGUUUCCGCCACAGAUGACGACCUUAUAUCUGAAAGAGACAACUCUACUGUUCAUGAUGUGGACGAGGGUCACCCAGUCAUGUAUGACGCGUUUGUCUGCUACAACCCUGACGGGAAGGCAGACCUUGACUUUGUGCACAAACUGAUCACAGAGCUGGAAGGCAAGCAUGGUCUGAAGCUGUUCGUGCCAUGGAGAGACGACCUCGCUGGCGGCUCUCACAACACCGUCUGUGCACAACUCAUCGAGCACAGGUGCCGAAGAAUGGUCAUUGUGUUGUCGCCACAGUACCUGAAAAGUCCAGCCUGCGAUUUUCAAACGAAAUUUGCUCAAGGAUUAGCACCUGGAUCCCGUGGUAAAAGGCUCAUCCCCGUGUUAAUUGAGAACUGUGUGAUCCCAGAACUGCUGCGCCAUAUCACCUGCUGUAAUUACACCAAGAAAGAGGUCCUGGAAUGGUUCUGGAAACGUCUCGUGAACUCUGUAAAGGCUCCAUUAGAGGUGCAAGGGUCAAGGUCAGAAGAGAGUAAUCAGUCGCUCUUGAGGUCUGUGAGCUUAGAUACAUCAGGGAGCUAUUCUGAUUGGUCGUCAUCAACAUCGGCAUUUUCAUCGUCAUCUUCAUCAUCGUCGCUCACCAGUUCCCAGCCUUCUUCCAUAUCACAUGUGCCUUCAUCAAAUCUAUUCAGACCUGUAGGGCCACCAAGUUCAUCGGGAAAUGACUACAGCAGCUCUCCAUACGUUUCACAGAGUAGCAUACCAGAAUACUUUGAGUUCAAUCCAUCCUCGCCACAAAGUCAACGCAAGGCAAACGCGUAUGAAAAGAUGAGUGAAGUCAUGAGACGGACACAACCUGAACAAAAGACCAGUGAAAUGAGAGUCUCUAAAGCAGUUGUCAAAAGUACUAAACCCGAAGGUAAACUACCUAAUGAUGAAUUGUACAUGAAAGCAAAAGAUGUCCCCCCUCUGCCUCCUCCAAGACCGGGUUCAUCAAAAAAGGUUGUGUCACAGGACAAAAAGUCACCUGACAGUUCUGGUGAAUAUUUUUGCUGAGCGAUUAUGUAUGAUUAUGUUACAACAUAGUGUUAAUUUACCCUGAAAUAUUCGCGUGGUAUGCAUUGCUAUUGUGGUUAACAUACUCAAAACAAUAACCUUGUGAAAGGCAAAAAAAUCUUACAGGACAUGAGGCCAAAAACUUUAAUUAUUUUCUUGACCUUUACAGGACCUUUUUUUACUUUAACCAAACCAUAGAAAAUUUAUUUUAUAGAGAUUAUUUUUAUCAUUAUGACAUUAAAAAUUGUUUGCAAUGCUAAAUGCAAUAAUAUAGCCACUAAUUUAAACAUGUUUUAUUUAAACAUAUGGUAAAACUUUCAUUAUUACACAAGGUUUAAUUAAGAUUUGGUGAAACAUAAAAUGUAAUGUCCAUGUACUGAAAUGUCAAAAUCAUUAAGAUUGUGAUUUGAAAGGUUCAAUACAGGAACAGUCACCUUGA
This is a messenger RNA of Dreissena polymorpha, 2041 nucleotides long. RefSeq names its product myeloid differentiation primary response protein MyD88-like. Gene Ontology annotation, cellular component: plasma membrane. Gene Ontology annotation, biological process: defense response to Gram-positive bacterium; positive regulation of canonical NF-kappaB signal transduction; innate immune response. Bases 127 to 1602 code for a protein of 491 amino acids. Gene Ontology annotation, molecular function: TIR domain binding; Toll-like receptor binding. Lineage: Eukaryota; Metazoa; Mollusca; Bivalvia; Myida; Dreissenidae. The record is from RefSeq and is a predicted model, not a curated record. The transcript has 6 exons.